UGAGUACACCCCUAAGUUAAAAUGUCCAAAUUGGGCCCAAUUAGCCAUUGUCCCUCCCCGGUGUCAUGUGACUCGUUAGUGUUAGAAGGUCUCGGGUGUGAAUGGGGAGCAGGAGUGUUAAAUUUGGUGUCAACGCUCUCACACUCCCUCAUACUGGUCAUUGGAAGUUCAACAUGGCGCCUCAUGGCAAAGAACUCUCUGAGGAUCUGAAAAAAAGAAUUGUUGCUCUACAUAAAGAUGGCCUAGGCUAUAAGAAGAUUGCCAAGACACUGAGCUGCAGCAUGGUGGCCAAGACCAUACAGCGGUGUAACAGGACAGGUUCCACUCAGAACAGGCCUCGCCAUGGUCGACCAAAGAAGUUGAGUGCACAUGCUCAGCGACAUAUAUAGAGGUUGUCUUUGGGAAAUAGACGUAUGAAUGCUGCCAGCAUUGCUGCUGAGGUUGAAGGGGUGGGGGGUCAACCUGUCAGUGCUCAGACCAUAUGCCACAAAUUGGUCUUCAUGGCAUGGUCAGUUAUUUUUUUAUUCCAAUUACUUUUGUGAUACUACUAACACAGUUUUUUGCCAUCCAGCUGGUCCUAUUGGAAGAGGAUAGUGAUGACCACAGCAGUGGUUUUUAUAUUUUUUCUCUUUAAAUAAGAUUUGGUCCAGAUGAUCACCUAAUCAGUUCCUCAUAAAGUGGAAUGAGUUGUGCUUGUGUUAGAAUUGAUCAGACACUGGAAUCGAAUGGUUGCCAAGUAAAUAUGUAAAUAACAUUUCUUAUCUUCUUACAAUGGUACCUAUUAAGGGGUGGGAUAAAUUAGGCAGCAAGUGAACAGUCAUUUCUUGGAUUUCAUGUGUUGGAAGCAGGAAAAAUGGGCAAAUGUAAGGAUCUGAGUGACUUUUACCAAGUGGCAAAUUGUGAUGUCUUGAUGACUGGGUUAGAGUAUCUACUGUACAAAACAGCAGUUCUUGUGGGAUGUUCCCAGUAUGCAUUGGUUAAUACCUACUAAAAAUGGUACAUGAUAGGACAACCUGUGAUCUGGUGACAGGGUCAUUGGCACCCAAGGCUCACUGAUGCACGUGGGGAGCGAAAGCUAGCCUGUUUGGUCUGAUCCCACAGACGAGCUACUGUAGCACAAAUUGCUUAAAAUAGGGGCGUAUUUAGGCAUGGGCGAAAUGUCCAGGGUGGCUUAUUGCCAGCGGUGGCACAGGGCACCCUGAAGUCCACCAGCCAUGUCAUCUCCAACCAUCCACAACCCCCAGCCACCCUGCCCCCAUCAACAACUUUUGUUAGUGGGGUGGGGGGCCACCCAGGGCACAACACAAGCUAGAACCACUACUGCUGAUUAACGUGAUACAUGAUAGAAAGCUGUCAGAACACACAGUACAUCAUAGCUUGCUGCCUACGGGGAUGCAUAGCUGCAGACCGGUCAGAGUGUCCAUGCCCUGUCCUCCUCCGAAAGCAUCUACAAUGGGUACGUGAGCAUCAGAACUGGACCAUGAAGCAAUGGAAGAAGGUGGCCUGGCAUGAUGAAUCACGUUUUUUUUUUUUUUAGAUCAUGUGGAUGGCCAGGUGCAUCUGCACCAUUUCACGUACACCCCUUCAUGGCAACGGUAUUCCCUGAUGGUAGUGGCCUCUUUCAGCAGGAUAAUGUGCCCUGCCACACUGCAAAAAUUGUUCAGGAAUGGUUUGAGGAACAUGACAAAGAGUUCAAGGUGUUGACUUGGCCACCAAAUUCCCCAGAUCUAAAUCUGAUUGAGCAUCUAUGGGAUGUGCUGGACUAACAAGUCUGAUCCAUGGAGGCCCCAGCUCGCAACUCACAAAACUUGAAGGAUCUGCUGCUAAAGUCUUGGUGCCAGAUGCCACAGGACACGUUCAAAGGUCUUGUUGAGUCCAUGCCUCGCUGGGUCUGAGCUGUUUUAGCUGCAUGAGGAGGACCUAGAAGAAAAUAAUUAGUGAGCAACUCUGUCUCAAAGUAUAGACCUGAACAAUGAUGAAUCACACUGUGGAGGAGAUUUACCACAGCUCUCAUGUGGAAAACGCCCUCCUUGCGACAUUCUACAUUGCCAUCUUUGUCCUCUCAGUUCCAAGCAAUGCCCUUGCACUUUGGGUGUUCUGUUGCCAUGACAACCGCAACACUCCUUCUAAAGUGUUUCUGAAGCACCUGGCCAUAGCUGACAUGUCUUACGUCUUGGUGCUCCCCAUGAGGGUGAUCUACCAUAUAUCAGACAGUAACUGGCCUCUUGGGGAGGGGGCCUGCUGUGUGGUUGGCUUCCUGUUCUUUGUCAAUCUCUACUGUAGCAUGUAUUUUAUGACCUGCAUCAGUCUGGACCGUCUGCUGGCUUGUGUCCUGCCACACAAGACUCGGAAUCUUAGAAGAAGCCGGAAUGCCAAAGUGGUCUGUGCAGUUCUGUGGAUCAUGGUGAUCAUCUCCAUGGUGCCUGUCCUUUUCUCCAGGAAACAAGUAACUAGACAAUUAACGAAUUGGAAUGUGACAGUGUGUGAACAACUGUACAUUGAAAAGUCAUCCAAUCCUACUAGUGCAGUUGUGUCCACUGCUGUUGCUUUUGUGAUACCUCUGGUCACCUUAUCAGUUUCUUACAUUAUCAUAUUUUGCAAAGUUAGAAGAAUGACUUUUCAAGAAAGGAUGCCUGCCCAGAAUAAGGCUUUGAGAAUGAUCAUACUAACUGUGGUUAACUUCUUGAUUGCCUUUGUGCCCUACCACAUCCACCGGUUUGUCUUUAUAAUUCAACUGGAUGGCAUGUCAAUAUCAGAAUCAGAAAGGCAUCUGUUGUAUUUGGGAAAUCGCAUUACAUCAGCUUUCACAUGUGUAAGUGGUGUGUUGGACCCUGUCAUGUACUUUUUUCUGGCUCGAACUUACCAGAAGGUGCUUCUGCAGCUCUGUGGUAGAACCCCCAGAGAGAAGCAAUCCAACACAUGAACACAACCCACAUCUCACUUUUUCCUGUUAGUCCCAGACAUACCUAGAGAGUAUCUGCAAUCCAUGUUCUCCAGGAUGACACUGAAGUCAAAGUGGAAAAAGUAUGGCUGAAAAGCAAUAGCUAAGGUUCAACUCCAAAUUCAUUCAGGUGCUUAUUGAGUUUUUUUCAUUAGUUUCUACACUUUAGAAAAAUAUAUUCUUUGGUAUUUCAUUUUAAACACACCCCAAAUCUAAUUUCAGAAUACUUUUUUGGAAUAUUUGUUACUUUUUGAGAGAAAAUGUUUGGCUUCACUGGGUUGGAAAUGUUAAGACUAACUUUAAAUUUGGGGUCAAUAAGGUUUUAAUUUGAUCAUAUGACUUGAUUAAUCAUACAACUAUACAUUUGACAAUGACAAUAUAUGGAAUUUUUACCAUAUGUGAUUGGAGGAAUAUACCAUUUACCAUUUAU
Messenger RNA from Xyrauchen texanus (razorback sucker), 3371 nucleotides. RefSeq names its product uracil nucleotide/cysteinyl leukotriene receptor-like. The coding region runs from base 1973 to 2923 and encodes 316 amino acids. Gene Ontology annotation, molecular function: G protein-coupled receptor activity. Lineage: Eukaryota; Metazoa; Chordata; Actinopteri; Cypriniformes; Catostomidae. The record is from RefSeq and is a predicted model, not a curated record. Gene Ontology annotation, biological process: phospholipase C-activating G protein-coupled receptor signaling pathway; positive regulation of Rho protein signal transduction. Gene Ontology annotation, cellular component: membrane. The transcript is spliced from 2 exons.